Nymphalis io (European peacock) is the source of this 1181-nucleotide messenger RNA. RefSeq names its product deoxyribonuclease TATDN1. Gene Ontology annotation, cellular component: cytosol. The transcript has 6 exons. The record is from RefSeq and is a predicted model, not a curated record. Gene Ontology annotation, molecular function: 3'-5'-DNA exonuclease activity. NCBI's taxonomy places the organism in Eukaryota, Metazoa, Arthropoda, Insecta, Lepidoptera, Nymphalidae. Bases 99 to 1019 code for a protein of 306 amino acids.
UGUCAAGUGUCAAAUUAUCGAAUGAACUAUUGAAUUUUAAACUUAUUUAUACUAAGAAGAACUAAAGUAAGCAAGUGUAUUCAAUUUAAAUUUUCUUAAUGAAAAGAAUGACUUCAAUUAAAAAAUUUAUAGAUAUCGGUGCUAAUUUGACCGAUGAGAUGUAUCAAGGAAUAUAUCACGGUUCUAAAAAACAUGAACCUGAUUUGGACAAAGUUCUAAAACGCAGCUGGUCCGCUGGAAUGGACAAAAUGAUUAUUACUGGAGGUAGCUUAGUCGACAGCAAGAAAGCUAUCGAAUUAUCACGUACCGAUUCACGAUUGUUUUCUACCGUAGGAUGUCAUCCGACAAGAUGUAAUGACUUUGUGCAGGAUUCUACUACAUAUCUCAAUGAUCUAAAAACUCUGAUAAAAGAAAAUAGAGAUAAAGUCGUAGCAAUUGGCGAGUGUGGACUAGACUAUGACAGGUUGCACUUUUGUGAGAAAGAGGUUCAGUUAAAAUACUUCGAGCUACAACUCCAAUUGAGCAGCGAGUUCCAGUUACCCCUGUUUCUUCAUUGCCGAGCUGCUGCUGAUGACCUUGUUGAAAUAUUGAGUAGGAACAAGGGCAAAAUAGUUGGUGGUGUGGUGCAUUCUUUUGAUGGUUCUCAAGAGGCAUUAGAAAAGAUUCUAGCUUUAGAUUUGUAUAUUGGUAUUAAUGGAUGUUCACUCAGGACAAAGGAUAACUUAGAGGUUGCUGCAAAGAUACCUCAGGAUAGAUUGAUGAUAGAGACAGACUGUCCAUGGUGUGAAGUUAAGGCCACACAUCCAAGCUAUGCUCAUGUGGUAACUAAGUUCCCUUCUGUUAAGAAGGAAAAGUACUCGGUGGAUUCAAAUAAUCAAGUCAAAGGAAGAAAUGAACCAGUUAACAUUGUGCAAGUGCUUGAGAUACUGUCUGCCAUUAGAAAAGAAAAUAUUGAUGAAUUAGCAGAAGCUAUUUAUAAUAACACUAACAAUUUGUUCUUUGGUAAUAAGUUAAAUUAAAUUAUGGAGGUAUUUCUCGGCCUGUUGUGUCGACACUCAGCUACAAGACUAGUGUUAACUACUGCAUUUUCUAUGUAUGUAAAUAAAGAUAUUAAUAUUUAUUUUUUUACUACAAUAAUCAAUUUAAUAAUUGCAGUCUACUGAUAUGUAUUUUUUAAUAAU